UGCAGCUCAUGAAGCCUCUUGACUAGCCUCUAGUUAGCUUAGCCUAUCUGGAUGUUUGUUUUGUUGACGUUACCACGCAAGUAGCUGUUAGCUUAGCUUUUAUAAAUCCCUCCGCAAGUGAACGCGGUGUGAAACCUCGUACGGUCGCUGGCCGCUCGUCCCGCGGUGUGAACAGCUCGUUAGCGGGGCAGUACGUGCUGCGGCUGGGAGGGUGAACUUGCUCUCCGCCUCUCUGCAUUGCAGCCCCGGCGCUGCUGAUGGAAUUCAAACACACAACAAUGGCGACUCCCGGUCCCAACAACUCAACGACACCGAGCGGCCACAACGGCAGCAACAACGGAGGAUCCGGGGCCCAGCACCAGCACCAGCAGAGCCAGCACAUCACUACGAUGAGCAGCAUGCAGGAGUCCAACACCUGCUGGAGAUGUCAGAGUGAAACAGGCUUUCAGAUAAACCUGUCUGGAGCUCCCCCAAGUAAACGCAAAGCCCUGAAGUUGAACUUUGCCAACCCGCCGAUCAAACCCACGACCAGGUUCACGCUGAACACAGCUGGGCCGCCUUUCCAAAACCCGCACAUAGAGAGGCUGAGAACACACAGCAUCGAGUCAUCAGGAAAAUUGAAGAUUUCGGCGGAGCAGCACUGGGACUUCACUGCGGAGGACCUGAAAGAUUUGGGCGAGAUUGGCCGAGGGGCGUACGGCUCUGUCAACAAGAUGGUGCACAAGCCGAGUAACCAGAUUAUGGCCGUCAAGCGAAUUCGUUCAACGGUUGAUGAGAAGGAGCAGAAGCAGCUGCUGAUGGACUUGGACGUGGUGGUGAGAAGUAGCGAUUGUCCUUACAUCGUGCAGUUUUACGGUGCUCUGUUCAGAGAGGGUGACUGUUGGAUUUGUAUGGAACUUAUGGCUACCUCGUUAGACAAAUUUUACAAGUUUGUAUAUUGCUCAUUAGACGACGUGAUUCCAGAAGAAAUAUUAGGAAAAAUAACAUUAGCUACUGUGAAAGCGCUUAACCACUUAAAAGAAAACUUGAAAAUAAUACACAGAGACAUUAAGCCGUCAAACAUCCUCCUGGACAGGGGCGGCAACAUAAAGCUGUGUGACUUUGGCAUCAGUGGUCAGCUGGUGGACUCCAUCGCCAAAACCAGAGACGCGGGGUGCAGACCAUACAUGGCACCAGAGAGAAUAGACCCGAGCGCCUCCAGGCAAGGCUAUGACGUGCGCUCAGAUGUUUGGAGUUUGGGAAUCACACUGUACGAGCUGGCCACAGGACGGUUUCCUUACCCAAAGUGGAACAGUGUGUUUGACCAGUUGACCCAGGUGGUGAGAGGAGACCCUCCACAGCUCAGCAACUCGGAGGAAAGGCGCUUCUCGCCCACGUUCAUCGCCUUUGUGAACUUAUGCCUUACGAAGGAUGAGUCGAAAAGGCCAAAGUACAAAGAGCUACUGAGAGACCCGUUUAUUCAGAUGUACGAGGAGCGCUCGGUCGAUGUUGCCGGUUACGUUUGCAGGCUCAUGGAUCAGAUGCCAACAUCUCCAAGCUCCCCAAUGUAUAUGGACUAAACACACAAUAUAUGACUAAAAAUGCACCAGUCUGCAACAAUAAAGACAUUGGAAAAAAAGAAAAGAUAAAAAAGUAGACAAAACAAUUCCUCAUGUAAAUUUGCUUGGUCCCUUAUUGCAGUGUUAAGAGAAUUGUAAAGCCUAAAAGAUAAAUCAACACCACUUGCAGCAAAAGUGGUGGAAAUUUCAUUCAUGUCUAUAAUAUAUAAACGUUAACACACCUCUGUUUCUCUCUUGUUCACAAACACUGACGCACAGUGUAAGUAUAAUAGCAGCUGAAUCAAUCAGUCAAUCAUGGAUGCAUCUUGGUGAUUAGUAGUAACUAAAAAAAAAACUGCCUGGAACUUGUAUUUAUGGAAACCAAAAUCAUGUGGAGUUUCUGAUGUGGAGAUUCUUCAACAUACUGGAAUCAUGCUCUUUGUGAAUUGUCCCACUUCUUCCAUGUACGUGAAUGAAAGCAUCGUGUUUGGUAUCUUAAUGGAACUUUGCUUCUCUGGGUGUAAAGCAGUUUAAAAAGGUGAAAGUGUCGGUGGUCAGAAUCAUGUUGGACCUGUAUAACAGUCAGUGCUCACUGUGCAACAAACGAUAUGCUGAUAUAGGAAUAAAGAGAAGGGAAGGGAAAGGUG
Molecule: messenger RNA, 2185 nt
Organism: Limanda limanda (common dab)
Lineage: Eukaryota; Metazoa; Chordata; Actinopteri; Pleuronectiformes; Pleuronectidae
Gene: map2k4a
Product: mitogen-activated protein kinase kinase 4a
Exons: 13
Coding region: 258-1559 (433 amino acids)
Biological process (GO): MAPK cascade; protein phosphorylation
Molecular function (GO): ATP binding; JUN kinase kinase activity
Source: RefSeq, a predicted model, not a curated record